This is a messenger RNA of Mya arenaria, 3023 nucleotides long. RefSeq lists its product as uncharacterized. Bases 1144 to 2787 code for a protein of 547 amino acids. NCBI's taxonomy places the organism in Eukaryota, Metazoa, Mollusca, Bivalvia, Myida, Myidae. The record is from RefSeq and is a predicted model, not a curated record. The transcript has 3 exons.
GUAUCUAGAUAUCCAUUAGAGCUGGGUUCCUUUCGAAAACCAGCCAGAUCCGCCUAUGCAUGCCUAGAUUAUGGCCCUUGAUAGUAUAAAAAAAUGCUAUUGUGUAAACAAUUGGUUGUGAACACGAUACAGUCUUCAGUUUUGAUUGUAUCUCGAUGAAACUUGUACAGUAUCUAGAUAUAGAUUAGAACUCGGUUCCUUUCGAGAACCAGCCAGAUCCGCCCAUGAAUGGCUAGAUUAUGGGCCAUGAAAGUUUCAAAGAAAUGCUUUCUAUUUUUAGCCAGGUCUGCAUGAGCGAAUUCUAUUUUUAGCCAAGUUUACAUGUACAUGUAAAUUCAAGUCUAGAGUUAAGGGACACAAUUUGCAAGUCUAGGAUUUUGAGAGACAAUUUGCUUUUUGCUUCUGCAGCUGAUUUUGUGAAUUACUCUGCCUUGUUCUUGUUGAAAGCCCAAAGGCUAUUUUUUAACUCUAAGUUUUGUAGUUUGCGCAUUCAUCUUAACAAAAUUGGUUGUGAAUGUUUAAGUUAUGCACCUGGUGUCAUUACUGGCCACACCCAGGGUUCACAGGUUUGGUAAACAUAAAUCUGGAAAGGUUUGAAAAUCUUUUUGUGUGUUCGUGCAUCCAUCUCAGCACAAUUGAUUGUGAAUGUUUGUUCAAAUUGAUCAAUGUUGUCCUAGGAUGCCCUUGACUUUGACCAACUUUUUUUAACUUUUAAAAUUACAGAAUUUUUUUACUAUGAGUACAGUUUUGAAAGCAUUUUUUUGUCAGAUGACUUUUGCUUGGCACAUAUUAAAAUAGUUCAUGCAACUAAUCUGCUUACAAUACUUUCUGGGCUCAGAUGUUGAACCUGCUACGUUUUUAGGUAACCCAAACACAAAACAUAAACUAUAUGUCUGUUGCCUUUUACCCAUACAUACAUGCUCUGGAUUGAUAUGACCACAAAAGCCAUGCCAGUAGAGCAUAGGCCCUUUUGGGCCUCUUGUUUUAACAUAUAUAUAUUAAACAAUAAUUCCGGUGGGGACGUUUUGACCAGCCAAUGGGGACGUUUUGACUUUUGGUGGGGACGUUUUGACCAAAAUGGGGACGUUUUGACGGUAGGACGUUUUAACCUGGGGACGUUUUGACCUGCAACCGGCAGUUCUUAUGACUACCUUAAUAGUACCUAUGCAGGCUGCCACAUCCACAAAACCAGAUGGUACCGCUAUUGACGCACCCGAAAAAUCGAGGAGUAAUAAGAAAUCAAAGUCAAACAGAAUCUGUUGUGUUCCGGAAUGCCAUACAACUGGCUAUGAUGAAGUACCUGGCCAUGGCAAACCAAGUUUCCAUAAAUUCCCUGGUGUUGGUAACCCUUUGCGGACAGUAUGGCUAAACAAAAUAAAGCGUGAUGAAGGGCCAAACUUCAAGAUCCGGCAUCAUACAGUUGUUUGCUCUCUUCACUUUGAAGAAAACGCAACAGAAACAUUUGGAUAUUCAAAUCUUAGAUUAUUGAAACCGGGUGCUGUGCCUACUAAAUUUGAAUGUUGGAAAAAUAAGGUACACUUCAUCAAACCAAAAGCAACCAGAAAGCCCAACAGCCAUCCGCCUAAACAUGCCGAAUCUGUAUUAAGAUCUUCAUCCAGUGUUAAUGAAAUUCCAGAAAAAGACUGUAAAAUUAGUGUUCAACCCAUUGCUGACUCAAGCAGCAAUGCAUGUCCUUCAGAAACACAAGCUGAAACUGCAGAGAUACAAAGAGACUUUCUUCAUGAUCACCUUCAGUUUGUUCAAAACAAGUCGAACUUAGUUUUGCAAGAAAAUGAAAAUAUAAGGAAUGAAAUUGAUAAACUGAAAAGAGAAAAACACUCAUCAUUUAUACUUUGUGUUAAGAACCUAAAACCAUCAGAAUAUCCAUUUUAUACUGGCUUUCCAUCGAAAGAAGUGUUUGAUACUGUGUUGGAACUCGUUAAUCCGGGAAAAUGUGGAGAAAAUAUUGUGAUGUAUUCUCAGGAAGACAAUGGCAAUGAAACACCAAUGAUAGAAAACCCACAAAAGCUGUCUGCUGCAAAUCAGUUUCUGUUGUUUCUGUGCAGGGUCCGGGUCGGUCUAUUGGAAUGUGACAUAGCAAGACGGUUCAACAUUUCAAUAGACACAGUCAACAUGCUCAUUACAACUUGGGCAAAUUUUCUGCAUUUACGCUUAGGUUCUAUGAACAUCUGGCCAUCAAGAGAACAGGUUGAUAAGACAAUGCCAAUACCUUUCAAAGGAAAGUAUCCAACUACCAGAGUUAUCAUUGAAUGUAUAGGAAUCAAAACUGAGAUGGCAUCCUCACUUUUAUCGAAGAGUCAAACUUACUCGAACUACAAAAGCUCUAACACUUUAAAGGGUUUGAUAGGAACAGCUCCAUGUGGUAGAAUUACAUUUGUCAGUCAGUUGUAUUGGGGAAAUAUACCUAAUAGAGAAAUUGCACAGCGAAGUGGAUUCCUUGGUUUAGAAUUCAAAGCAGGGGAUAGUGUUAUGGCUGACAAGGGGUUUGACAUACAAGACCUGUUAGAUGAAAAAGAUAUCCGGUUGAAUAUUCCUCCAGUUUUAGGACAAUACAUUCAAAAGACUGACAUUGAAGUGAAAAGGACCCAAAUUUUUGGAGCUGAAAGAAUUCAUGUUGAAAGAGCAACUAAUAAAAUAAAGAACUUUCACAUCUUUGACCAGGUGGUUCCAUCCCCACUUUUCAGUAGCAUUAAUCAGAUAUGGUGUGUUUGUGCACUGAUGACAUUAUUCCAGGACCCAAUUAUAUCUUGUCCAGGCAUUAAAUAAAAAUUAGCAUGUGCGUGUCUGAGACUUAAAAUGCAGCAAGUUGACACUAACACCGUUAGGGGUCAAGUGGUAAACUCUGUAUAUUUAGCUGAAUUUGUUAAUUAGACUAUGAAUGUACAUGUUUUGUAAAUGUUUAUAAAUUUGUGCUUAUAUUAGAGGCAAAGCUUAACAUUGGUUGAACUUGUCCUAGAUUUAACCAUUUUAUUUACUUUUGAAAUAAAGUGUUGAAGUCUGUA